Nerophis ophidion (straightnose pipefish) is the source of this 2526-nucleotide messenger RNA. RefSeq names its product GPN-loop GTPase 2 (gene gpn2). The record is from RefSeq and is a predicted model, not a curated record. NCBI's taxonomy places the organism in Eukaryota, Metazoa, Chordata, Actinopteri, Syngnathiformes, Syngnathidae. Gene Ontology annotation, cellular component: cytoplasm. Gene Ontology annotation, molecular function: GTPase activity. The transcript is spliced from 5 exons. The coding region runs from base 245 to 1195 and encodes 316 amino acids.
UGUAUUUAACGUUAGCCGGUGAGCUAUUUAGUGGCGCGUGUUCGGCAUGUACGCAAACAGCAGUAGGUGAUGAACUGUCUUAAACUUUGUGAACUAAACGUUCUGCAUUAUUAUUCAGACUCGGCGCUUAUAUAUUAAUCAUAUAAUUGGUGUUGCGUAAUGUAAAACGACACAAAAUAUACAAUUGUACGGGAAAGUGUAGAGAUGCUACUUUUCAUGUGCUGUUUAUAGCACAUUCAUCAAGAUGUCCGAACAAACAGCAGCAACACCGUCGCUUCAUUUCGGUCAGGUGGUGAUUGGACCGCCAGGUUCGGGUAAAACCACUUACUGCCGGGCCAUGCAGGAGUUCCUCACACGGCUAGGACGCAACGUCGUGGUGGUGAACAUGGACCCAGCUAAUGAAGAACUUCCAUACAAGUGCGCUGUGGAUAUCUCCGAGCUAGUAACUUUGGACGAUGUGAUGGAUGCCUUGAAGCUGGGGCCAAAUGGCGGCCUGCUUUACUGCAUGGAGUAUGUUGAAGCCAACAUGGACUGGUUGGAAAAUAAACUGAGGCAGCACCACGACUCCUACUUCUUGUUUGACUGCCCUGGGCAGGUGGAGUUGUACACGCACCAGAAUUCAGUGAAAAACAUUUUCUCAUUGUUGGGGAAGUUACAUUUUAGGCUCACAUCAGUGCACCUUGUGGACUCUCACUACUGUGCUGACCCAGCCAAGUUUAUUUCAGUGCUGUGCACCUCAUUGUCCACCAUGCUGCAUGUAGAGCUCCCUCAUGUCAACAUCCUCUCCAAGAUGGACUUGAUAGAGCAAUAUGGAAAACUAGCCUUCAACCUCGACUUCUACACUGAAGUCAUGGACCUGAAAUAUCUCUUGGACCACUUGGCAGCGGAUCCAUUCUUUAAGAAAUUUCGCCAUCUAAACGAAAAGCUGUCAGAAGUCAUAGAAGAUUACAGCCUGGUCUCAUUUGUAUCUCUCAAUGUUCAGGACAAAGACAGCAUGAUACAGGUGUUGCGGGCUGUGGACAAGGCCAACGGCUACUGCUUUGGAGACCUGGAGGAGAGGAAUCUUCAGACGAUGAUGUCAGCUGCAGUGGGGGCAGAUUUCCAGUUCGACUCCACUCUUGGAGUUCAAGAGCGCUACGUUGAAACGGGUGAAACGACAGUGGAGGACGAAAUGAUGGAGAUUUUGAAUGGCUGACUGCUAAAUGCCUACACAAAGCUGGUCAUUCUCUCAAUAUGACCUGGACGUCUAAAUUGAAAUAAUAGACACAAGAAGUUUGCAACUAAAUGACGCCACAUGUUUUUUUUAUUCUGGAUGUUAAUCCCUGUGGUUUGCUUUUUAAAAAAUUAAUUCAUGUUCACUUAACAGCUAGAGUAGACUCCAAUGACCUAAAACAUUUGGCAAUGACACAUACCGGCCCCCGUUGUCAGGUCAAAAGUUAGGAGACAAACAAUUUUUGCAGCAAACUACUAAAAACUAAAUAGAAUGCUGCUGUUGUAAAAAGGAACCUGGACUACUACAAACAUUUUAACCCAGCCAGCAAACAUUGACCAGGGGGUCCAAACUUGUGUUUUCUCAAGAGACCCCUUUCAUGUACUUCCCUUUUUUGACAGUUACACAUUUUUUUCGCAAUGUGAUUUUAUAUGGUUUAUACUUCCAGUUUAUUUUUUAACAUUCAUUAAAUUACAGCAUGACACUUCACCAUUGCCAGCUUCUCUUUUCAACAUGUUUGAAAAUGAGUUUGAGUUUAUUUCAACAUGAUACAUCACAAUUUCCAGUUUCUCUUUUCAACAUGUUCGAAAAGGAGUAGGAAGAAGCAGAACUUAUUAAAUCCUACCCCUUUUCUUUUACAUAACAGUUGCUAAAACUUUUGUUCACUUCCUGUUCUCAAUCAAUUCACAAUAUACUCCAUAUGUAUCACAAUGCAAAUAAAUAAUUGGUGAAGUAAGUUAUAUUCCAUACGAUGAGAUAAGUAAGGUUAUUUUGUGAAUGAAAGAAUGGAUGGAUGAAUAAAUUCAGAAUGUUUAUCAUGAUUCUUCUUCUUUGUACUUUGUAACCACUUUGAGUUUGAAGAGUUUCUUGAAGUGGAUCAUAUUAGUACAUUGUUUGAUUGCUUUGCUCAUGAGUAGGAAUGAGUAGGAAGAACCAGCAUAGCAAUCACUAACAGAUUUAUUCAAUUCCUGUUCUCAAUUUCAACACAAUUUACUCCAUAAUACAAUUCUAAAAAAAAAAUACAAGUAAGUUGCAUUUAACAUAGUGAGACGAAUUAGAUCUAAUUUUCAAUCAAUGCAAAAUGUUUCAUUAUUCUUAUUUGUACUUUGUAAACACCUAAGUUUGAUCAGUUUCUUAAAGUAAAUCAAAUUAGUACGUUGUUUGAGUUGUUAGCUUAAUCCAUUCCAUAAUUUGUUGUACAUUCUUGGGUAGCAGGUUAUAGUUUGUUUAGUACAUAUUUAUAGUAGUUUGCAAAUUCAUUGUAAUUGUUGAAUUUUGAUAUUUUGGAUUCAAUAAAUAAAAGAUUUGAGGAUGUA